Molecule: messenger RNA, 1849 nt
Organism: Astyanax mexicanus (Mexican tetra)
Lineage: Eukaryota; Metazoa; Chordata; Actinopteri; Characiformes; Acestrorhamphidae
Gene: ssuh2rs1
Product: ssu-2 homolog, related sequence 1
Exons: 13
Coding region: 103-1278 (391 amino acids)
Source: RefSeq, a predicted model, not a curated record
GUGUCCCAAUACAAGUGGGAAAUACAGGCUGGCUACGACACUGACUUUAUGAAGAGUUCAGAGAGCUCUGCGCUGCUUUAGCCUCCUGUUAAAUUUGCUCACAUGGAGAAACCACUGAUAUCAAGUGAUUACGGACCCAGCUAUGGCACAGUGAAUGCCCCUACAGCAGCGGCAGCAGCGGGGUUCCCAGCCAUGGCGGCUGCCCCCGCUGCAGCCACUAAUGCUCCGUCAGCUCCCCCCGCCAGUAUGUUUGACAGCGUGCCGGGCUACGAAGGGACAGUGGCAGGUGGAGGAGGUGGGUACCUUCCUCCGCCUAUGCCAGCAGUGCCGAUGCCCGUACCAGAGGCUGGCCCUGCUCAGCCCAAUUGGAACAUUCCUUCUAUCUCAGAGGACGCUGCUCGUGAGGCCUUUGUGAACUUUGCCUCUAGUAAAUGCUGCUACAGCACUGGUCCAGCCAAAGAUGGAGUCAUCACCAGCAUGGAGCCUUUUAACACCUACAGGUAUCGCUUGGAGACCUUCACAGAGUCCAGAUCUACAGAAUGGCUUCAUGAACCCUAUUCCAAUCAGCCUUUAGAUGCAGGUAUGCAGCGUGCACCAGGACCAUGGGAGAUAGCAGCCCAGAUGCCAGGCUUCUUCCAGGACACCAUACAGAACAUCAAAGUGCCCUACACCUCCUCAGCUAAGAUGUGUCACGCGUGUGUGGGCAUGGGGAGGGUGCCGUGCAAGGACUGUACUGGUUGCGGAAGUAAAGUUUGUUGGGUGUGUAACGGCAGUGGUUUUCGCCAGACCAAUGAUCGCUGCAUGCACUGCAACGGCCGCGGAAGAGACAACUGUUUUAAGUGCAGUGGGAAGGGCACUAAUGAGUGCAGCACCUGCCGUGGGAGAAGCCAGCUUCUUGUAUUUAUCAAUCUCAAGGUUCAGUGGACCAAUAAUAAAGAAGAUUUUGUGGUGGAGCAGUCGAGCGGUCUGAGAGUGGAGAACUUCAGUAAAGUCUCCGGCAGGGAAAUGUUCAAAGACUCCCAGUUUAUGCUUUACCCAGUGAUGGGUUUUCCGGACCCUGCAGUGGCUCAAGCUUCUGAGCGCUUGAUAAGAGAACACAUGUCCAAAUAUGGACAGAUGGCCCGCAUUCUUCAGCAGCGUCACACGAUUGAGCUGAUCCCUGUAACGCGAGUGACCUACGCAUGGAAAGGGAAGAGUCAUCUGUACUUCGUGUUUGGGAAUGAGAUGAGUGUGAAUGCGGAGGACUACCCGGCCACCUGCUGCUGCUCAGUGAUGUAGUUCAACACAGUGAACAAAGUCCUGGAGAUGAAGAAAUGGAAUUUAGCACAGUGUCCUGUCCUUACAUACACACAGUUCAGCACAGUGUAAUCAGUAACUGGGAUUUUUUUUUUUUUUGCGUUAACUCAAUUCAGAUUAGUCAAAAACACACUUUUUACCUCUGCAUAUCAGCUUGGUCAACAAUGCAUAUUCAAGCUCCGAGUGCUCCAGCGGGCUAAGCUCUAUAUGCCACUAUAAUCAGGAGAUCGUCUGUUCUAAUCCUGUUUAUGUAGCUUGCCAUCAGCUGCUGGAGCCCUGAGAGAGCACAAUUGGCCUUGUUCUUUCUGGGUGUGUAGAUGGCACAUCUAGAGUGAUGUCUGCAGCACAAACCGAGUCUCUGCGGUUUCCUCUGAGCGAACUGCGAUGCUACUCGGCAUGCUACUCCGACAUGUGUCGGAGGAGGCAUGUGCUAGUCUUCACCCUCCUGGUGUUGGGGCAUCACUAGUGAUAGGGGGAGUCCUAGAUAGUGGGUUGGGUAAUUGGCUCUGUAACAUUGGGGUGAAAAUGGGAUAACAAAAAAAAAAAAACUAAA